AUGCUUUAUUUAAGUGACAUUGAAGAAGUCCCAUCUGGGAACGAAUCAAGAUACAAUUUCUCGGAAGUUUUGUUGUUUUCUAAUACUCAAGAAAACCUCAUCACCGUCGUUGGGGAGUUACACAUACUUACGGAUCGUGUAGUUCGUUACAAAGCUGAGCCUGAAUCAAGGGAAGUUACGAUAACAACACUGCCAUCUUUAUUAGCACUUUUACUUGAAAAGAGGGACCAAGCAAAACGCGUGUACAGGGAUGUACUUUCAAUGAAAAUGUCGGAACUGGACUGGGAUAUCGGUGAAUUGUUCACACAGUUGCAAGAAGAAUUGACUAGGACUGAUGACACUCUUUCCAUGUAUCCUAGAAGAAGAUCCUUCCAUUAG
Molecule: messenger RNA, 378 nt
Organism: Saccharomyces kudriavzevii IFO 1802
Lineage: Eukaryota; Fungi; Ascomycota; Saccharomycetes; Saccharomycetales; Saccharomycetaceae
Gene: GPG1
Product: Gpg1p
Exons: 1
Coding region: 1-378 (125 amino acids)
Source: RefSeq, a predicted model, not a curated record